AUGCGCAAAUCCAUUUGGCGCCAGCCGCAUGCGACGCACUUCCAAGUUGUGCACCGCUCGCAGCGCGACCAGAACUUUGAGGCCGGACCUCAUGUACUUAAAUCUGUCACUCCCCUGAAUGAUCGUAAAGGCAAGAGCCGCGCGGACCUUGCCAAAGAGGACCCUUCGCUCGCCCACGAAGAUCCGAAUUCGACGCACCGCAAAAAUCUCGGCGAGGCGGCAUUGUACGGCAUAUACUAUGAGGACACCGACUAUGACUAUAUGCAGCAUUUGCGCCCGGUUGGCGAUACGGAGAACAGCCGGCAUGGCGGCAUGGACGAAGUAGACGAUACGGAUACAAUUUGGAUUCCAUCCAGCAAGCCCGAGCCAAAACCAGCGCCGUUUGCUCUGAAAGAGGGGGAGGAAGCGAAGCAGGAUAACGGACUUUUGCUCCCGGCCUCGGUAUUUGCGUCGGAAGAAAAACCAUACUCGCAUACCGCACAGUUUGACGAGGAUCCGAUGCUGCAAGGCCUGCAGCCAGACAUGGAUCCUCACUUGCGCCAAACACUCGAGGCCUUGGAAGAUGAUGCGUUUGUCGAUGAUGGCCUGGGCGACAACUUUUUCGGCGACCUUCUUCAGGACGGCGCAUGGGAUGGCAAGCGCGGCCAAGACGAUACUUGGCGUGACGAGGCGCCGGAAGGAGAUGCUAUUUAUAUGGAUAUGGCUGAGCGCGCACGGCGCGAGCGCGAUGCUUUGCAAGCGCAAGGAGGUAGCAGCGCCCUUGAUGAGCUGAGUCUUGCUGCACGUGUCGCGCUUUUUAAGCAGCAGCAAGCCAGCGCCGCUCCCGACGACAGUUCCGACACAGAGUAUGCGAGUGAAGCGCGCGACGAUGUGCACUCCCUUGCGAGUUUUGGCCGCCAUGCACGGCCCGCAGGCUCCGUAUCCUCGACAGGCUCGGCGCUUGGGGGUAUUGGCAAGCCCGGUGCACUUGCACGCCGCGCUGCGUCGACACGCGCUGCCAGCGAAGGCGGUGCUUCCUCGGUGUGGUCCAUGAGCAGCUCGUCGAUGGCGCGCAACAAAGGCCUCACGGAACUGGACGAGCAAUUUGACCGCGUAUUGAAAACGUACGACGAGGCAGAGGAUGAUGCAUUUUUUGACGAAGAUGAAGCAGAGACGCGUGGUGACUUUGACUCGAUUAUGGACGAAUUUCUCGAUACCCAAGAAGUCAUCGCUGGGAAGCUCAAACAGCGACUUGGCGCGCGCGAUGCGACGUGGGACGAGAAACUCGAUAUUCUACGCAAGGAGCUGGGCGAGGCACACCUUACUGACAACAACGAGGACGCAUCCUCUCCUGCAGCCGAGAAUCCAUUUCUAAAUCCAAGCAUCAUUGGACGCGAUCGGGAAAAGUGGGACGUGCAGACGAUCCAAUCGACAAAAACCAACCUGGAGAACCACCCUCGCACGAUUGUUGCGAGUAGCGUCGGUGCAAACACGCGCCACACGCCGAAAUGCAUUGUCGACCCGCGCGCAAAGCAUGAGGCGGACAAGAUACCCAAAAUUCGCAUCGAUGCACGCACGGGCGUGCCUCGUGUCGUUGGAUAUACGCAUAGCGCAAGCGCGCCGCCAAAGGAAGUACACGGCGAGAGCGAAGAGGACUAUUCCAGCGAUACCGGUACGUGCACACAUAUACUCACCUCAGUGCCCGUGACCAUCAAGCGCGACCGCAAUGAAUCCGCAGAAGCGCGACGAGCUCGCAAAGAGGCUGUCAAGCAGCAGAAACAGGCGCGCCGCGAAGAAAAAGCUGCGACAAAGCACAUCUUCCAGGAAGAACGCAAGCGCCAGCUGCAUGCAGAGCGCCGCCAAGUCGAGAGCAUGGGCGGCGGUCCUGCCGUACACCUCGCAUAG
Messenger RNA from Malassezia vespertilionis, 1884 nucleotides. It is a transcript of the gene LTV1, whose product is annotated as Protein ltv1. The record is from RefSeq and is a predicted model, not a curated record. Lineage: Eukaryota; Fungi; Basidiomycota; Malasseziomycetes; Malasseziales; Malasseziaceae. Bases 1 to 1884 code for a protein of 627 amino acids. Gene Ontology annotation, biological process: ribosomal small subunit export from nucleus; ribosomal small subunit biogenesis. Gene Ontology annotation, cellular component: cytosol; preribosome, small subunit precursor; nucleus. The transcript has a single exon.